Molecule: messenger RNA, 3894 nt
Organism: Macrobrachium nipponense
Lineage: Eukaryota; Metazoa; Arthropoda; Malacostraca; Decapoda; Palaemonidae
Gene: Prp5
Product: probable ATP-dependent RNA helicase DDX46
Exons: 2
Coding region: 478-3603 (1041 amino acids)
Molecular function (GO): nucleic acid binding; ATP binding; RNA helicase activity
Source: RefSeq, a predicted model, not a curated record
CUAGCUAGCGUUCUCCACUAACUGAUAAUCUUAGAUCUAUCAAAACAAACUCGCAAACAAAUGAAGUCUACGUAACCUACACGUAAAUUAUUUACAUGGCUAGGUGAUUCAAGAGUGAAUAAUCAGUCUCAACGAAGAGUGAAAUAUUUAUGAGGACGUGGUGGCUCUACACCUAAAUAUCGACUGGAGAGUUGUGUUGUAACCAGUGUCAGCACAAUCUUGAUGGCAUCAAGCAGAAAGAUGGACUCUGUAAUGGAGUGUUUCCCCUUCACUGUGAUCAAGACAUUCCUUGGUUUCUUCAUGCAUCAGUAAAUGCAACAAAGUUCCUUUAAGAAUUGGAUAUUAUGAACUGCAUUAUCUAUUCAUAUUUGUCUUCUUAGUGUAGUUUCAUUCAUGCUUUAGAAAUUUGCCUUAGAUAGAAACUGAAUAUAUUAAAUUACUACCUUUAAUUUGUACAAAGCAACAAUUGUGUCCAAAAUGUCACGAGAUAGCCGGCGCAAAAGGUCUCGCAGUCGCUCGCGUACUCCUGACCGUAGGAGAUCUCGUUCAAGGGAUAGGGAAAGAGAUCAGAGGCGAUCUCGUAGGUCUAGAUCAAGAGAUCGUCACAGAUCUCGCAGCAGAGAUAGGCGAAGGUCAAGGUCUCGUGAUAGGCGCUCUCGAUCUAGGGACAGAUCAAGGUCUCGAGACAGGGAUCGCGAUAGGAGAUCCAGAUCACGUGAUAGGGACCGCAAGAGAAGCAGGAGUAGAUCCCGAGACAGAGAUAGGGAUCGAAAGAGGAGUAAGAGAAGCAAAUCAAAAUCGCCAGCAAGAGCCAAGGCCGUCCCUGUCCCUGUUCAGCAUGUGGAGCCGGCAGCUCCUGAACCCACUGAAGAUGAAGAAACUGGCUUGGACUUUGAUCCAUCAAAAAUUGACAAAGAAGAAGCAGAGAAGCGUUUAGAAGCAGAAAUGCAGAAAAGAAGAGAACGAAUUGAGAAAUGGCGAGCAGAGAAGAAAAAGAAGGAAGUUGAAAUUGCUAAAAAGGAAGCUGAAAAGGGGACCUUAGGAGCAAAUGUUCCAAAAGUUUCAAUGAAAACUUGGAGUUUGGAAGAUGAUGAGGAAGAGGAUGAUGGUGAAAGCAAAGACAAUGAAGCAAAAGCUGAACAAGAAGAUGAAGUAGAUCCUUUGGAUGCUUUCAUGUCUGGCAUCCAAGAAGAAGUAAGAAAAAUCAAUAGAGGAAGCAUAGCUCAUUCAACAAAGCCUAUGACUGGUACAGUUGAAAAUAAAAUUGGUAUUGCCAAGAAACCUGUUAUUAUUAUGGGUAUGGCUAAGAAAGUUGAUGCAAAAAAGAAAGGAGAACUUAUGGAACAGAAUCAAGAUGCCCUUGAGUAUUCUUCUGAAGAAGAGAGUGAGGACCUAAAGGAUGCGAUGGCAAAUAUAAACUCAAAGGGACGAAAAGAUUUGGUGAAAAUUGAUCAUUCUUCUAUUCAGUAUGUUCCUUUCAGAAAAGACUUUUAUGUAGAGGUACCUGAAAUUGCCAACAUGACUAAGGAGGAGGUUGAGAGUUACAGAGCAGAAAUGGAAGGCAUCAAAAUAAAGGGUCAGGGAUGUCCAAAACCAAUAAAAACUUGGGCUCAGUGUGGAGUCAGCAAAAAAAUAUUGGACAUUUUGAAGAAAAAUGGGUAUGAAAAACCUACACCAAUACAGGUUCAGGCUAUCCCAGCUAUCAUGAAAGGUCGUGAUGUCAUAGGCAUUGCCAAAACAGGUUCUGGAAAAACACUAGCCUUCCUAUUACCCAUGUUUCGUCAUGUUGUUGAUCAGCCACCCCUGGAAGAUACUGAUGGACCCAUAGCAAUUAUCAUGACACCUACACGAGAACUGUGUAUGCAGAUUGGUAAGGAAUGUAAGAAGUUUGCUAAAAAUAGUCCUCGUGUCUGUUGUGUGUAUGGUGGGACUGGUAUAUCAGAGCAGAUUGCUGAAUUGAAGAGGGGAGCAGAAAUUAUUGUCUGUACUCCUGGCAGGAUGAUCGAUAUGUUAGCAGCCAACAACGGUCGAGUUACCAACUUACGCAGGGUUACAUAUGUGGUAUUGGACGAAGCUGACCGUAUGUUUGACUUGGGAUUUGAACCACAAGUGAUGAGGAUAAUUGAAAAUGUGCAGCCUGGACGACAGACUGUCAUGUUUUCAGCAACAUUUCCGCGUCAGGUAGAGGCACUCGCAAAAAAGAUUCUUACAAAGCCUAUAGAGAUUAUGGUCGGAGGCCGUUCCAUUGUUUGUAAGGAUGUUACACAGGAAGUGAUUCUCCUUGAUGAAGACCAGAAAUUCCUCAAGUUGCUGGAAAUUCUAGGUCAGUUUUAUGAGAGAGGACAAAUCAUAAUAUUUGUAGAUAAGCAGGAAAGUGCAGAUACCCUCUUUAAAGAUCUCGUAAGCCACUCUUAUAGAGCAUUGGUUCUUCAUGGAGGGGUUGACCAGAUUGAUAGGGAUAGUACUAUAGCUGAUUUCAAGUCAGGGAGGGUUCCUAUACUUGUUGCCACAUCUGUUGCUGCCAGAGGUUUAGAUGUUAAACAGCUGAUUCUUGUGGUUAAUUUUGAUUGUCCUAAUCAUUAUGAGGAUUAUGUGCAUCGAUGUGGUCGUACAGGAAGAGCAGGAAAUAAGGGUUGGGCUUAUACUUUUGUUACAUUUGACCAGCCUCGAUACAGUGGAGAAGUCAUCCGUGCCAUGGAGUUGUCAGAAUCACCAGUACCAGCAGAUCUGCAGAAGUUUUAUAAUGAUUACAAACAGAAGAUGGAAGGUGAAGGGAAAAAGGUUAAAACUGGUGGAGGGUUCCAUGGUAAAGGUUACAAGUUUGAUGAGACAGAAGCAAACUUUGCAUCUGAGAAGAAGAAAUUUGAGAAAGCUGCCCUUGGCCUUGCAGAUUCAGAUGAUGAAGAUAUUGAGCAGGAUAUUGACCAACAGAUUGAGAGUAUGUUGAACACUAAACGAAUUGUAAAGGAGAUUAAGGUCACUCCAGUAGUUACGACUGCCAAAGAAGAUGCCACGAGAGGAUUGAACCUUACCAGUGGUUCAGCAUCUGACAAGCUAGAGUUGGCACGUCGACUGGCCCAGAGAAUUAAUCUCCAGCAUAAUAUUGGAAAAGAGGCUAAAGGUGCCACCCAGCAAGCAGCAGAAUCCAUCCUCAAAGGAGAUGCUUCGAUUCAACCUACAAUUUCAGCCAAAACAGUGGCAGAGCAGAUGGCACAGAAACUUAACAAUAAGUUGAAUUAUCAACCCAGAGAUGAUCAUGAGGAUGAAGAGGAAAAUCCAGAGGAGACACAACACAAGUAUGAAGAGGAGCUGGAGAUUAAUGAUUUUCCCCAGCAGGCCAGGUGGAGAGUGACCAGCAAAGAGGCAUUGGCACAAAUAUCAGAGUAUUCUGAGGCAGGUAUAACAGUCCGAGGUACUUUCUGUCCCGCAGGCAAAAAUCCCCCAGAGGGCGAACGAAAACUUUUCUUGGCCAUUGAGUCUACUUCAGAAUUGGCUGUGUCAAAAGCAAAAGCUGAAAUUAUUCGUCUGAUUCGGGAGGAGUUGGUGAAGCUUGGCACCAGUGCUGGUCCAAUUAAGGCUCAAGGACGCUAUAAGGUUUUAUAGUCAACCAGUGUCUCAUGCACAUUGAAAUAUACCUUAAACUUUUUUCUGUAAAUCCAUUUAUUUAAUUAAGUUUUCUUUUUAGUCAUACAUAGUAAUUAAGUCCGAAUCAUAGAGCAUAUAUUAUUUUGAGUUCACAUAAAGUUACGCGAGUUUAUGAGAUUUUGUAUUUUAGAAGAUAUUUUCUGUGCAAUUGCAGUACUACUAUAAAAAUCAGGUAUUUGAGAAGAUUGUUGAAAGUAUUUUCGUAGCUGUGCAUUAGACAUUCAUUAAAAUUCAGUGAAAUUAAUACAA